UAUUGCUUCCUGCUUAAAUUACAAGUAACUUCAAGAGUUUUUAGAAGAAAAGGAAAUUGGAAAUCUUUGUCAGAUCAUGACAUCUGAACAGAAACAAUUAUUUUUGGGUGAAAAAGAAGCCACUUUACGAAGAAAUCAUGAUGUGAAUGAUGAGAUAGUCGAUACUCUCAGAUCAGUACUCAACCCUCAAAUUUCAGAAAAUAAUUUUCAUUUUAAACUAAAAAGUGUGAAAAUUGAUUUACCAAAGAUAACUAUUCCAAAUGGAGUUUUACUGAAACACGAAAUAGACAAAUACAGAAGAUUAUUUCAGUCUAAACCACAGACUGCAAGAAAAUCUGCCAGAACAAAGACCGUAAGUUGCAUAGAAAAUUCUGUGUUGCUUCGUAAGUCUGAGAAAGUUGAAGAAGGUACAAAAAUGUCUGCAAAAAUACUCAACUUUAACUGUUUUAAAUGCCAAGAUAGUACUCCAUAUAGCCCAAAUGAUUUGCAGAAACACUUUGAAAGGUGGCACCAUGGUGAAUUACCUUCCUAUCCUUGUGAAAUGUGCAGUUUUUCUGCAAAUGACUUCCAGGUAUUUAAACAACACAGACGAACCCAUAGAAGCACUUUUGUAAAAUGUGAAAUUUGUAACAAUGAGCAUGUCUAUUCUUUAUUAGAGUUGACAAAACAUUUUACAUCUACUCAUUGUGUAAAUGGUAGUUUUCAGUGUGAAAAGUGCAAAUUCACUACCCAGGAUGUUGGUACCUUUGUUCAACACAUUCAUAGACAUAAUGAAAUACAUUAUACAUGUGGUAAAUGUCAUUAUAUAUGUUAUACCAAAGGAGAGCUUCAGAAGCACCUUCAUAUUCAUUCUGAUACAUUUCCCUUCAUUUGUCAAUAUUGUAACUAUGGUGCCACCAAGAGAGAACACCUUAUAAGACAUGUUUUGACUUUGCACAAAGAAUUUUUGCAUAAAGAACAUUUAUAUGCAAAAGAAAAACUGGAAAAGGAAAAGUAUGAAAAAAGGAUAACAAAAACUUCAGCAGGACUUAAACUGAUACUGAAAAGAUAUAAAAUAGGUGCAUCAAGAAAGACAUUUUGGAAACGUAAGAAAAUUAAUGGAAGUGACAGAAUUGUAGAAAAGAACACUCAAUUUUUUGAAGUAAACAAAACGCAGGCAAAACCUGAAGAUCAGAGUCAUCUUGCUCAAGACCAUUUAAAUGAAGAAAAGAAUGAAAGACUUCAUUGUGAGAGUAAUGAUAAAACAGCUCAAGCAGAGUUAGAAAAGCCAGCGCUUCCGUUUACUGAGCAGUGUAAUCGAGCUAAAGAGGGAUCAAACUCUACUCUUAGUUUCUUUAAGACUGCUAUACAAGGACCUACAGUGUUAACCGUGAAAAAUAACAGAAUAAAAAUUCCUGCUAACUACGUUGCUAAGUUUGUGGGCUUCAAGAUGGUAGAUGGAAAACAACAUAUUGUAAUCAAAUUGUUGCCUACUAACAAACAGAGUUUAUGUACAUUAGGCUCACAAUCAGAUCUCGCAAAGGACAGUACAACUAAUUUGCAGCCCCCAACUAUGGACACCACUGGAUUUUUACCAGCAUCUGAGUUAAAUGACACAACUAACAUGAAAGCAACAACUACAUUUUCAUGUUUUUCUCCUGUGCUUUCAGGGAAAGUAACUUCAGAAAAAGAAAUAUCUCCGAGGAGUAAUAUGCUUCAAACAACAGAUGAUGGACAUAAUAUAUCUUCUUUGCCAACAACGUCAGGAUUGGUUAUGACAUCUGUGAAUUUGACCACAAAAGUUGAACCAAGAGAUAAUGCAGACCUAUGGAGAAAUCCUAGCACUGAAAAUCAAUCUGAGAUAUCAGGUACUACCAUUAAAAGUCCAGAUAAAGUCAAACCAAAUGCAUCCAACAGUGGAGAUAUGCAUAACUAUUGCAUUAAUUAUGUUAGCUCUGAGCUAGCUGUUGACUCUUCCAACCAAGGGUCAUUACCUUUUCAUAAUUACUCAAAAGUAAACAAUUUGAAUAAACGUCGCAGACUUUCGGGAACUUCAGUGUGUGAAAACCCCCAAAGAGAAUUCUCCUCUAGCAAGACAGUUGUUCAGCAACCUGUAAGCAAGUCAGUUUUAUCACUAGUGAAGAAGGAGAGCUCAAACCCAGAUAACCUCUUAGCAUCUGUUAAUGUUUUAAAUACUCAAGAUGGAACUUUGAAAGCAAAGGUUGAAAUUGAGGAACAGUGUGUUCUAGAAAAAGGCCAAAACAUUGAUGGGCAGAACCUGUACACUAAUGGAAAUCAGAGUUUAGAAAAGAAUGAAAAAUUGAAAUGGGGUGACAUUUCUAAUGUAAAGGCACCUUUGAUGCCCAGAAUCACAUCUGUUUUCUCUCUCCAGAGCCAACAGGCAUCAGAAUUUUUGCCACCUGAGGUAAACCAGUUACUUCAAGAUGUAUUAAAAAUAAACUCUGAUGUAAAACAAGACUCUAGUAACAAUUCAAAUGAAGGUCUGCCAUUUCAUUAUGACCGUUCGUUUCAGAAAAGUGAAGGGGAAGGCAAAAGAGUUGAAUCCUCAAAAGACUUUAAUUUGCGAGAAAAAUUUCCAGUUCCAUCUGGUGAUAUGGGGAUUAAUGUGACCACAAAUGAAACGAGUAUAAAAUGUGGAAAAGGAAAGCAGAUGCUUUCAAUGCCACAAGAAAUGAGAGAUUCAGAGAAAAUGCCUAGGAUUACAAGUAUUGGCACAUUACUUAAGACACAGUCAGAUGCAAUAAUAACACAGCAGCUUGUAAAGGACAAACUUAGAGCCUCCACACAAAAUGUAGGUUCUUUAUAUAUGCAGAAUCCACUUGUAAAUUCAGAAGCAAAAAAUGCUAUAUUUGUUCAGACACCAAAAGGCGUUUUUGUACCUUUUCACAUUGCUAACAAGCCAGGAUUACAUGUUGUUUCAGGAAGAUCACUUCCAUUAGUUAGCACUCAAGGUGUACCUGCUUCUCUUUUAAACAAGAAACCUGGGAUGAUUUUAACAUUUAACAGUGGGAAAUUGGAAGGUGUUUCUACUGUCAAAACUGAGAGUGCUCGAGCUUAUGCAGCUUAUGCAACUGCAACUAAGGAGCCUUGUAGAACACCUUUUUUAAAGGUUGAGCCAAACAGUAAUUGUUUGACACCUGCAUUUUGUUCCAGCAUUGGCAGUUGUUUGAGCAUGAAAAGUAGCUCAGAAAAUACUUCACCAGUAAAAGGUUCUUAUAUUAUUAAGACAACAGCAAAUUCUUCGGUGACACCUGUACCUGCCCCUCAUACAGUAUCUGAGCAUCAAGGCACUAAGUUUAAUUACUUGGACUCAGCAAAACCGCAAAAUGAGAUUUUUCCCAAACCACCUUUAUAUACUUUUAUGCCUGAUGGCAAACAGACUGUUUUUCUCAAAUGUAUGUUGCCAAAUAAGACUGAGCCGCUUACACCUAAAUUAGUCCAAAGUAGUACUUAUCAAAAUAUACAGCCAAAGAAACCUGAAGGAACACAACAAAAAAUUUUGCUGAAAAUUUUUAACCCUGUUUUAAAUGUGACUGCUGCUAAUCUGUCUGUAAUCAACUCUACAUCCUCAUCACAGAAAGACAAUGUACCAUCUAAUCAGACAACGGAAGGAGAGCAAAAAGAGCCAGAAUCUUCUAGAGAUGCCUUACCCCUUGUAGACGAUGUGAUGCCAACAAAUGAAAUUGUGAUAACUUCUGCAACAUGCCCAGAAUCUUCUGACGAACCAAUAUGUAUCUCUGAUCAUUCAGAGGCUAAGGUACUAAAGUGUAAAACUAAUUAUACAAUUGAGAGAAGUUUUAAUAGAAAGAAGAUCUCUCCUAAAAAUUUUUCAAGAGUAAAGACUCAUCUGAGAAACGAAGAUUCUGAAACUGUCCUUGUAUCUAAAAACAGAAACAGUAAAAGAAAGUGUAAGGAUAGUUAUCAAGCACCUCUAAGAAAAACAUCAUUACAUAGAAAGUGUAAAGAAAAGACUAAAUCUAAAGAUGCCCAUGAGUCAUUUGGAUUUAGCAGACCUAGGUUAUCGAAAGAUUCUGUCAGAACACUGCGACUUUUCCCCUUUAGUUCCAAACAACUUGUGAAAUGUCCUAGGAGAAACCAGCCAGUUGUAGUUUUAAAUCAUCCUGAUGCAGAUGUACCAGAAGUAGUGAAUGUAAUGAAAACGAUUACUAAAUUUAAUGGACGUGUACUUAAGGUUUCAUUGUCAAAAAGAACUAUUGAUGCUUUACUGAAACCAGUUUGUUGCAACUCUUCUGAAACAACUUGUGAUUUUUCCAGGAGGCACAAAACAAUUAAACCUGUUAGUUCUGUGAAAGAGAGAUUUGUGCUAAAAUUAACACUCAAAAAGACAAGUAAAAACAAUUAUCAGAUUGUGAAAACUACCUCUGAAAAUGUUUUGAAGUCAAAAUUUAACUGUUGGUUUUGUGGUAGAAUAUUUGACAAUCAGGAUAUGUGGGCUGGUCAUGGGCAGAGACAUUUAAUGGAAGCUACUCGUGAUUGGAAUAUGUUAGGGUAAUUUACUGUGACCACCAAGGAAAAGUAAAAUUGAGGGAAAAACUGGGUUGAACUAGUAUAAUUGUGACAUUUUCUACCUGAAAUUACUUUCAAAAGUUGGUUAUAUUUAUACAGAAGAGUAAAAGUAAUUUGCAUUAUAAAUAAAGUGCAGAAGAAACCAAGUUGUAGAAUAAACAUAUCACAGAUGUAA
This is a messenger RNA of Suncus etruscus (white-toothed pygmy shrew), 4702 nucleotides long. RefSeq names its product zinc finger protein 518A (gene ZNF518A). NCBI's taxonomy places the organism in Eukaryota, Metazoa, Chordata, Mammalia, Eulipotyphla, Soricidae. The transcript has a single exon. The record is from RefSeq and is a predicted model, not a curated record. Gene Ontology annotation, molecular function: DNA-binding transcription factor activity, RNA polymerase II-specific; RNA polymerase II transcription regulatory region sequence-specific DNA binding. Gene Ontology annotation, cellular component: nucleus. Gene Ontology annotation, biological process: regulation of transcription by RNA polymerase II. The coding region runs from base 77 to 4513 and encodes 1478 amino acids.